ACCAACUCUCACCUUAUCAAUCAUCUCUCUCUCUCUCUCUCUCUCUCCAAUUAAGGAGAAGCAAUUAAAAUGGGUGCUCUUGAUUAUCUUUCAAACUUUUGCACAGUCACCAGCACAAGAAGCAAGCGUAAAGCAAUGCAGACAGUUGAGAUCAAAGUCAAAAUGGACUGUGAUGGCUGUGAAAGAAGAGUCAAGCAUGCUGUUACCUCUAUGAAAGGUGUAAAAUCUGUGGAGGUGAACCGGAAACAAAGCCGGGUGAUAGUGAGCGGGUAUGUAGAACCGAACAAGGUGUUGAAGCGAGUAAAAAGCACAGGCAAGAAGAGAGCUGAGUUUUGGCCCUACAUUGAUCAACAUCUAGUACGCUAUCCCUACGCCUCUGGAGUAUACGACUGGCGGGCACCAAAAGGCUAUGUCCGGAAUGUGGUUCAAGCUUUUCCGGCGUCUAUAAAUGCACCUGAGGAGAACAUGGUCACCCUCUUCAGUGAUGAUAAUGUCAAUGCUUGUUCCGUAAUGUAGCGGUAACAGUUAUUUCCUGCAUGAAAGCUGAAGUCUUUCUUUUUAAUUAGGCAACGUACUGCUUGAUGGUUGGAGAAUCCCUGUUCCUUAAGGGAGGUGUGUAAUUGAGAUAAGUUAGUUCAUUA
This is a messenger RNA of Pyrus x bretschneideri (Chinese white pear), 641 nucleotides long. RefSeq names its product heavy metal-associated isoprenylated plant protein 21-like. Gene Ontology annotation, molecular function: metal ion binding. The transcript is spliced from 3 exons. The coding region runs from base 70 to 516 and encodes 148 amino acids. Lineage: Eukaryota; Viridiplantae; Streptophyta; Magnoliopsida; Rosales; Rosaceae. The record is from RefSeq and is a predicted model, not a curated record.